AUGGAGAGAAGAAUGGAGGCAUUAUUCGAAAAGAGAGCAGAGAAAGAGGGAGAGGGAAUUUUGUUGAUGACAAUGGCAGUAGGAAGUUGUAGUUUAUUCGACAUGGAGAAAAGUGUAUGCAAUCAUGGGAUGUUUAUGAUGCCUCCAAAUGUGUGGAUUCCAUCCUCCAAAUCACUCCAAAGACCUCUCCGACUCGCUGACGAUGCCACUUCUCUCACUCUUUCAGUCUCUCAGUCAAACCAUUAUCUCUAUGUCCGCCACUUCUCUCAACACUCUAAUUUCUCCAUGAAUGACCAACGUGUAAUACAGGAACAAAUUGUUCGUAUGCUGAGGAUCACAGAAAGUGAUGCAAGAGAUGUCAGAGAGUUUCACAAAGUGUGUCCACGCGCUAAGGAGACGGGCUUUGGUAGGCUUUUUCGUUCUCCAUCUCUCUUUGAAGAUGCUGUCAAGUCCAUCCUUCUCUGCAAUUGCACAUGGGGAAGGACACUUAAAAUGGCUGAAGCUCUAUGCAAACUCCAAUAUGACAUAUCACAAAACAAUGUGGAUGGAGUUAGUAGUAGAACUAGAGGUGUAAAGAGGAAACUGGUGUAUCCCAAAGAAAAUGAAAAAGUGAUGAAAAUAGGGAAUUUUCCAAACGCAAGAGAAAUAGUGAGCCGUGGGGAGAACGAUUUCAUGGAGAGAAUGAGUCCUGUGCUUGGAUAUAGAGCCAAGCAUAUUUUUAAACUGGCUAAGGACGUUCAUAGUGGAAAACUUAGUGUGCUGCGAGAACUGGAGGAAGCUUCUGAGAAGAGGUUGUGCCGGGAGGACAUGAUCAUCAACAAGAUCAGAGGUUUUGGUCCCUUUGCAUGUGCCAACAUCUUGAUGUGUGUCGGUCACUAUCAAAAAGUUCCUGUUGACUCCGAAACCAUCAGGCAUUUACAACAGAUUCAUGGAAGGAAAAAAUGCAACAAGAAAACUAUUCAAAAAGAGGUCAAAGAAAUUUAUGACAAGUAUGCACCAUUCCAGUGCUUGGCAUAUUGGAUGGAACUGUUGGAAUACUACGAAAACAAAUUCGGGAAGCUGAGUCAAUUGCCACAGUCUAGUUAUCAUACCAUUAGCGGUAGCAAGCUUUGA
Molecule: messenger RNA, 1113 nt
Organism: Humulus lupulus (European hop)
Lineage: Eukaryota; Viridiplantae; Streptophyta; Magnoliopsida; Rosales; Cannabaceae
Exons: 5
Coding region: 1-1113 (370 amino acids)
Biological process (GO): base-excision repair, AP site formation; DNA repair
Cellular component (GO): nucleus
Molecular function (GO): 8-oxo-7,8-dihydroguanine DNA N-glycosylase activity
Source: RefSeq, a predicted model, not a curated record